This is a messenger RNA of Aspergillus heteromorphus CBS 117.55, 1245 nucleotides long. RefSeq lists its product as uncharacterized. The coding region runs from base 1 to 1245 and encodes 414 amino acids. The record is from RefSeq and is a predicted model, not a curated record. The transcript is spliced from 3 exons. NCBI's taxonomy places the organism in Eukaryota, Fungi, Ascomycota, Eurotiomycetes, Eurotiales, Aspergillaceae.
AUGGUUCAAACCAGGUCUGCUAGCAAAAGGCCAGCGCAGUGGCCCUCUGCAUCUGCCACCCGUCCAACCAAGCCGAGCAAACUGGAAAGGAAACGCAAGCAGUCGGCGGAUGACGCUUGGGUGGACGUUCAUCCCGACCCGCAGCUGGGUAUCUCACGGCAUGCGUGGGCGACUACGGUCAUCGGCAUCAGUCGUCUCCUUGACCGGGGCGCCGCCGGCUGGCUGCACGAUCAGGGGAUGAUAGAAUGCAAAGCCCAAAAGAUCCAUACCUCCAUUCAAUCCUGGGUGAUUUCCUAUGCCAUCGGGAAUGUCCGGGGGCUAUCCGACCAGAAGCUCGACGGCAUCAUCGCCAGCCUGGAGGAUUACUGCGUUCAGGAAAAGUGGUUCACCCUCGAAACCCUAUUCCCACGCCGCGCCCUCAAGUACUCCGGGGAGCUCCUGGCUGGAGCGCUCCUGCAGAAGGCUGUCCACUCGGCAUUCUUCGAAAACCCCUUCUGGUAUUUGGAUGGGAAGUCAACCCGUGACGAUGAUAGCGACGAGGGCGAGUUUGCAGCCAAGCUUGAGUAUCUGUAUGACCGCUUUUACGAGACCAACCCGACCUUUGCCACCGUCUGGAAGCGGCAGACCCAUCGACUGCCCCCCAACGCCGUGUUCGGCGAAUACAACAGCCAGCGCCAGGAGGCCGUCGUGGAGCCCCUCGCCGAUGCCCUUCUGGCGGAUGAGCAAUUCUGCCAGCUCCUCAUCAAGGGAUUGACUCCCGAGGAGGCGGCGGAGCGGCGAGCCUACCUAGUCGACAUCUUCGGGGACGGUGUGGAAGCAAUGUUGAUCCUGGAGGCGCACCUGGGAGGGCAUCGCACAAUCAAGCGCCUCCCGGAACUGGAGCCCAUCUACCGGUCUGACGACAAGUACGUGGGUUACACUUAUUACACUACGCCGAGGGAUUUGCCUCACGAUGGACGCCGAAUCCUGCUCGUCGUCCGCCCUGCCAUCAUAUAUUCGGACAUCGAGGACGACUACGACAUCCCGGGUCGGACCAAGCCUAACAUCGUUCAACGUGCGCAUGUUCUACUUGAGAGGAAUGUCAAGUCCGAGCAGGAAGCGAAGGAAGCGAGGAGGGAAAGGGGAGAGAAGGAGGACGACGAGGAGGACGAGCAGGAGAAAGAAGCGGAAGAUGAUAAUGGCACCACCGCCUGGGAAAAAGCCAAACAUAAGAAGAACAAGGAGCGAUACCGCCGUUCAGUAUAG